CUCUCUGCACACUUUACUCUUUUUUGGCUCACCCAGGGAAUAGGCAACCCAUCUCCCCAUACCUCAUCGAUUACGUCAGUUCCAAAAUAAAUACUCCUCUCUCUCUGCGUAAAUUGCUAGCAGCUCUCUCUCUCUGCACGCUUUACUCUUUUUCCUCCCUCUCCCUCUCCCUCUCCCUCUCUCUCAAACAAAACCAAACCAGCACACACACACACACACACUCUCUCUCUCUCUCUCUCUCUCUCUCUCUCUGUGUGCACGCUCUCUCUACUUUACUCUUCUUUUCCUCUCUCUCUCUCUCUCUGUACACGCUCUGUCUACUUUUUUUUGAUCCUCUGUCUACUUUACUCUUCUUUUCCUCUCUCUCUCUCUCUCUCUCUCUCUCUAGAAAAAGAAGCAAAAGAUGGGGAAAGCGCCGGAAGAAGAGCACCCGGUGAAGGCGUUCGGAUGGGCGGCCAGAGACAGCUCUGGAGUCCUCUCUCCUUUCAAGUUCUCCAGAAGGGUGACAGGAGAUGAGGAUGUGAGGUUCAAGAUUUUGUAUUGUGGGGUUUGCCACUCUGAUCUUCACUGUGUGAAGAAUGAAUGGGGAAAUUCCACUUACCCCCUUCUCCCUGGGCAUGAGCUUGUGGGAGUGGUGACAGAAGUUGGCAGCAAGGUACAAAAAUACAAAGUUGGAGACAGAGUCGGGGUGGGUUGCAUGGUUGGAGCCUGUCACACAUGUGAAAACUGCGAGAACAACCUCGAAAACUACUGUCCCAAAAUGAUACUAACUUACAAUGGCAUGGAUUAUGAUGGAACCAAGACAUACGGAGGUUAUUCUGAUCACAUGGUCGCUAAUGAGCGCUAUAUCGUUCGGAUUCCUGACAAUCUGCCUCUUGAUGCUGCUGCUCCCCUCCUCUGUGCUGGGAUCACGACUUACAGCCCACUGAGAUAUUUUGGGCUUGAUAAGCCUGGUACGAAAGUGGGUGUGGUUGGCCUAGGUGGGUUGGGCCAUGUGGCUGUUAAAUUUGCCAAGGCUUUCGGGGCUGUAGUGACCGUUAUCAGUACCUCCCUGAGCAAGAAGCAGGAAGCUAUUGAAGUACUUGGUGCCGAUUCGUUCUUGGUCAGCAGUAAUCCAGAUGAAAUGCAGGCUGCUAUGGGCACUUUGGAUGGAAUCAUUGACACAGUAUCUGCAGUUCAUGCGUUGGUACCAUUGUUGUUUCUAUUGAAGUCUCAUGGAAAGAUCAUCAUGCUUGGUGCUCCAGAUAAGCCCCUCGAGUUACCAGUCUUUCCUUUGAUUGUUGGGAGGAAGACGAUCGCUGGAAGUGGCAUUGGUGGUAUGAAGGAGACGCAAGAGAUGAUCGAUUUUGCAGGAAAGCAUAACAUAGUUCCCCAAAUUGAGGUCAUUCCAAUGGACUACGUGAACACAGCUAUGGAACGUCUCGCGAAAGCUGAUGUUAAAUACCGAUUUGUCCUAGACGUUGGAAACACACUUAAAGCUCCUUAGUCUAAGUCCUUGGUUAUGCUGCCAAAAUUACGUUUCGUUGUUGGUGUGACAUGGUCUUUUUGUGUUGUUUUGGCUUCUGUUGGUGUUGAAACAUUUAUAUCCUUGUUGGUGAACUAUUUCGGAUGAAUGAACUAGUCGGGGAUUCAACGGUUGUGCUUUGUACAUAUUUUCCUAUGGAUUUGAAGUGUUUUUUACCCUAAA
Rhododendron vialii is the source of this 1687-nucleotide messenger RNA. RefSeq names its product probable mannitol dehydrogenase. Gene Ontology annotation, molecular function: zinc ion binding; cinnamyl-alcohol dehydrogenase activity. Lineage: Eukaryota; Viridiplantae; Streptophyta; Magnoliopsida; Ericales; Ericaceae. The transcript is spliced from 5 exons. The record is from RefSeq and is a predicted model, not a curated record. Gene Ontology annotation, biological process: lignin biosynthetic process. Bases 404 to 1486 code for a protein of 360 amino acids.